UAUCACAAGUAUUUUUCAGCAGGACUGUCACUGCCCCUGAACAGGGAAUCAUAUUACUGCAAGAACUUUGCUGAAACAAAGAAGAUCUAUUGGACAAAUGGGAAAUUAUAAAUCUAGACCAACCCAGACUUGCACGGAUGAAUGGAAGAAGAAAGUCGGUGAAUCCUACGCCACAGUCACGGAGCGCUUGGAGGAUGACCUGCAAAUCAAGGAAAAGGAGCUGGCAGAGUUAAAGCAUGUUUUCAGCUCUGAUGAAGCCUUCUGCAAAGUCAACCUGAAUUACCGCACGGAGAACGGGCUCUCGCUGCUGCACCUGUGCUGCCUGUGUGGGGGCAACAAAUCACACAUCAGAACUCUCAUGCUGAAAGGGCUGCGCCCAUCCAGACUAACGAGAAAUGGAUUUACAGCUCUGCACUUGGCAGCUUAUAAGGACGAUGUGGAGCUGCUGACAGCGCUGCUGCACGGCGGGGCUGACAUCCAGCAGGUCGGGUACGGGGCGCUGACCGCCCUGCACGUCGCCACCAUCGCCGGCCACCACAAGGCUGUGGAUGUUCUCCUGCAGCACGGGGCCUUUGUGAACGUGCAGGACGCCGUGUUCUUCACCCCGCUGCACAUCGCUGCCUUCUGCGGCCACCAGCAGGUAACCCAUCUCUUACUGAAGUUUGGAGCCGAUGUGAAUGCGAGUGGCGAGGUUGGGGACAGACCUCUCCAUCUGGCUGCUGCCAAAGGCUUUCUCAACAUCACAAAGCUUUUGAUGGAAGAGGGAAGCAAAGCUGAUGUGAAUGCUCAGGACAACGAAGACCAUGUUCCUCUGCACUUCUGCUCUCGAUUUGGGCACCAUGACAUCGUGAAGUUCUUACUGCAGAGCAGCUUUGAAGUGCAGCCCCAUGUGGUGAAUAUCUAUGGAGACACACCUCUACACCUUGCCUGCUACAGCGGCAAGUUUGAAGUUGUCAAGGAAAUCAUUCAGCUCUCGGGAACAGAAAGUCUCACUAAAGAAAAUAUAUUCAGUGAAACAGCUUUCCACAGCGCUUGCACCUAUGGAAAGAACAUAGAACUUGUCAAGUUUCUUCUUGACCAGAAUGUUGUAAGCAUCAAUCAUCAGGGGAGAGAUGGGCACACAGGAUUGCACUGUGCUUGCUACCAUGGCCAUAUUCGCCUGGUGCAGUUCUUGCUGGAUAACGGAGCUGAUAUGAACCUUGUAGCUUGUGAUCCCAGCAGGUCCAGUGGAGAAAAGGAUGAGCAGACCUGCUUGAUGUGGGCUUAUGAGAAAGGUCAUGAUGCAAUUGUGACCCUCCUGAAGCAUUACAAGAGACCUCAGGAUGAAUCCCCCUGCAACGAAUACUCCCAGCCUGGAGGAGAUGGCUCCUAUGUGUCAGUGCCAUCCCCUCUAGGGAAGAUUAAAAGCAUGACAAAAGAAAAGGCUGAUGUCCUCCUCCUCCGGGCUGGUUUGCCAUCCCACUUCCACCUCCAGCUCUCUGAGAUAGAGUUCCAUGAGAUCAUCGGCUCAGGGUCUUUUGGAAAAGUCUAUAAGGGACGAUGUAGAAAUAAAAUUGUUGCCAUCAAACGUUACCGAGCCAACACCUACUGCUCCAAGUCGGAUGUGGACAUGUUCUGCCGUGAGGUUUCCAUCCUCUGCCAGCUGAACCAUCCCUGUGUCAUCCAGUUUGUGGGAGCCUGCCUGGAUGACCCCAGCCAGUUUGCCAUUGUCACCCAGUACAUCUCCGGGGGAUCUCUCUUCUCCCUGCUCCACGAGCAGAAGAGAAUUCUUGAUCUGCAGUCUAAACUAAUCAUUGCUGUAGAUGUGGCCAAAGGCAUGGAGUACCUCCACAAUCUCACACAGCCCAUCAUACAUCGGGAUUUGAACAGUCACAAUAUUCUCCUGUAUGAGGAUGGUCAUGCAGUGGUUGCUGAUUUUGGAGAAUCUCGAUUUCUGCAAUCCCUGGAUGAAGACAACAUGACAAAACAACCUGGGAACCUGCGCUGGAUGGCCCCUGAGGUGUUCACUCAGUGCACAAGGUACACCAUCAAAGCUGAUGUCUUCAGCUACGCUUUGUGCCUCUGGGAGCUGUUAACAGGGGAAAUUCCAUUUGCUCACCUGAAACCAGCGGCAGCGGCGGCUGACAUGGCAUAUCACCAUAUCCGCCCACCCAUCGGCUACUCCAUCCCCAAGCCCAUCUCUGCCUUGCUGAUGAGAGGCUGGAAUGCCUGUCCUGAGGGGAGACCAGAGUUUUCAGAAGUUGUCACAAAGUUAGAGGAGUGUCUGUGCAAUAUUGAGUUAAUGUCUCCAGCCUCCAGCAACAGCAGCGGGUCCCUGUCUCCCUCCUCCUCCUCGGACUGCCUGGUGGCCCGCGGUGGCCCUGGCCGCAGCCACGUGGCCGCCCUGCGCACCCGCUUCGAGCUGGAGUACGCGGUGAACGCGCGGGCGAGCGCUGCCUGGACCCAGGGCACCGGGCAACCCCCUUCUCAGGGCCUGUCUCUGGAUGACAUGAGAAGGAGCUUCCAGUACCCAGCGGUGGAUAAAAACGGGUACGUGUCGGACCCCUUGAGCACCAUGAGGUUCCACUCCUGCGGCGGCAGCGUGGAGGACAGCAGCUGAGGGACCCUGCCCCAGCCCGGCCACCCACCCCACCACACACCCUGAGUGUCCCCCUGACAUCCCUGGACUCAACAGCUUUACUGCUGAUGACAAAUGGCCCUGUCCUGCACUCUGCUUUUGCAUCUCCCUCGGCUGAGCACCCCGUGCCCUGCAGCAGCAACUCUGACCAUUAAAAAAGAGAAUAGAGGCAGGGUAGCAGAAGUUGAACUCUUCCUCUAGCAAUUACAGAGUUAAUCAUUCUAUUA
Poecile atricapillus (Black-capped chickadee) is the source of this 2844-nucleotide messenger RNA. It is a transcript of the gene TNNI3K, whose product is annotated as TNNI3 interacting kinase. The transcript is spliced from 25 exons. Gene Ontology annotation, molecular function: protein binding; ATP binding; protein kinase activity. The coding region runs from base 98 to 2599 and encodes 833 amino acids. Gene Ontology annotation, cellular component: ciliary inversin compartment. The record is from RefSeq and is a predicted model, not a curated record. Lineage: Eukaryota; Metazoa; Chordata; Aves; Passeriformes; Paridae. Gene Ontology annotation, biological process: protein phosphorylation; protein localization to ciliary inversin compartment.